GCACGAUACCGGUUUGUCAGUUCAACAGUUCGACAGUUCGUUAGGACAUACUAUGGUCGCCACACUAUCUUUGGGAUCCUCAGCACUCUUCCUGCUCGCCAUUUCGGCGAGUAGCGAAUCCGUGGUGGUCGAUGAGAAAUAUUUAAAGUUCCCACCGAACUUUCUACUGGGCACAGCAUCGGCGUCAUACCAAAUAGAGGGAGCAUGGAACGUGAGUGAUAAAGGAGAAAGUACUUGGGACCAUUUCACUCAUCUUAAGGGUAAUCGUAUUUUCAAUGAUACAAAUGGAGAUGUUGCAGCUGACUUUUAUCACAAAUACAAAGAAGAUAUUGCCAUACUUAAAAACAUUGGGUUCAAAUCGUACCGAUUCUCUGUGAGCUGGCCGCGAAUUCUCCCGACCGGAUUCGCGAAUCAAGUCAGUAAAGAUGGUGUCCAAUAUUACCAUAACUUAAUCGAUGAACUAUUGAAGAAUGGUAUUGAACCUUUGAUGACUCUUUAUCAUUGGGACCACCCGCAAAUCAUGGAAGAGGCUGGUGGUUGGAUGAACGAAGAAAUGGUUGACUGGUUUGCUGACUACGCGAGAGUCAUUUACCGCGAGUUCGGCUCGAAGGUGAAGAAGUUCAUCCCGAUAAACGAGCCUAUAUCGUUUUGCAAAAACGGUUACGCUGAUGGCAAGGACGCACCUGGCAAGACUCUGCCUGGCAUUGGCGACUACUUGUGCAUGCAUAAUGUGAUCAAGGCUCAUGCAAGAGCGUACAGAAUCUACGAGACCGAGUUCAAACAGACUCAGAAGGGCCAAGUUGGUUUUUUGAUCAACUUCUGGGCCUACAUGCCCAAAACGCCUGCGGACCAAAACGCUGCAGACCUUGCGUUUGAAUUCAAUGUUGGAUGGAGUAUGCAUCCGAUUUACUCCAAGGAGGGUGAUUAUCCAGCUGUGAUGAAGAGUAUGAUAGCUAAGAAGAGUAAGGAACAAGGAUAUCUCAAGUCCCGUUUGCCUACAUUUACUCCUGAUGAGAUUAAAUACAUAAGAGGAACCUCGGAUUUCUUGGCUGUAAAUCACUAUUCCGCGAGACUGGUUACACUUGGUAAUACAGGAAAAAUGCCGUCCCGUGAAAACGAUAUGGGAGUGGUAGAGAUUAUUGACAAGUCCUGGAAAGGAUCAGCUGUCGACUGGUUGUUCGUUGUGCCUGAAGGAUUCCGAUACGUUCUACGUCAACUUGCACAAUAUUACGGUAACCCACCGAUGUACAUAACUGAAAACGGCUAUGCCGAUUACGGAUCGCUCAACGACGACGAUAGAAUUGAAUACUUCCGCGAAUACUUGAAGCAAAUGCACCUCGCUAUUUACGAAGAUGGCGUCAACGUACGAGGAUACAUUUUGUGGUCUCUGACGGACACCUUCGAAUGGCUUUUCGGAUACAAUGCCCGCUUUGGUAUCGUGUCCGUUGACUUCAACGACCCAGAGAGACCCCGAACCUUGAGGAAGUCUGCUUCCUGGUGGAAGAAGGUUAUUGCCGAUGGUAAAAUUGAUCAGUAAUGAGGAAUAUCAUGGACACCAUAAAUAACUAAUUAAAUAUUGCCGAUUGUAUGAUAAAUCAAUGUCCAUUUUUUAUGCACAAAUGUUCCACUUUGUUUUUGAUGAAUGCAUUAAAAAUUAAAAUAAUUAAUUAUCCAUUUAUUUGCUGUUAUAUUAUGUUCCUUGUGUUUUGUGUGAUGCAAUUUUCCUCUUAAAGAAAAUGUCAAGUUUCAUUGUCUCGUCGCAGGAUCCUUUUUUUCAAAUCAUUGAACACGACUUGCUAUUCUACGAUAGAGAAGUUCAUUCGACGUGCAUUGAUCUGUACAACAUUUUAACUAUUCCGCAUUGGGAGAUCGAAUUUGUAGAAGGGCGAGGUAAGGUGUCAGCUACGAAGGGAUUAAAUACAGAUAAAAGACUCCAAGUCCCAGUUGUAAAUGCUCCAGCAUCACCCACUUCAUUUAUACAGUCCUCUGGAAGAGAAAAGUAGAAGAGAAAGCACGAAGCGCUUUGUCCCUGUCAUGUUAAGUGAUAAGUAGUUGGUUGUGUUUAGAGUUAGUAGAGUUAAGUUCGCAGUAUGGCAGUAAUUAAGCUAGCGAGAGCGGAUUAAGAAAUGUUUGGAGACUAUUAAUAAUGACUUCGAUGUAUAUAAGCUUAAA
Molecule: messenger RNA, 2172 nt
Organism: Ceratina calcarata
Lineage: Eukaryota; Metazoa; Arthropoda; Insecta; Hymenoptera; Apidae
Product: myrosinase 1-like
Exons: 7
Coding region: 53-1537 (494 amino acids)
Biological process (GO): carbohydrate metabolic process
Molecular function (GO): beta-glucosidase activity
Source: RefSeq, a predicted model, not a curated record